Molecule: messenger RNA, 4902 nt
Organism: Nymphalis io (European peacock)
Lineage: Eukaryota; Metazoa; Arthropoda; Insecta; Lepidoptera; Nymphalidae
Exons: 16
Coding region: 147-3098 (983 amino acids)
Biological process (GO): regulation of DNA-templated transcription
Molecular function (GO): RNA polymerase II cis-regulatory region sequence-specific DNA binding; DNA-binding transcription factor activity, RNA polymerase II-specific
Source: RefSeq, a predicted model, not a curated record
AUCUACAUUUUUAUUACUGCUUUGUGUAGGAAUCACAAGCUUAAUUAUAAUCUGUCAGUGUUCAGUGUUGAAUGAACCUAACCAAGUUGUGAUAUGUGAAUUAUUGAAAUGUGAAAUGAAAACAGUUUGUAAUGUAAUAUUUCAACAUGCGAAACGUGGAAUCACAUCUUUUAGAGGAUAAAAUGGACGAAGCGGUCACGCAUUAUAUGAAUUCACACCAAACACCGGAGUCCGUCCAUGUAGAUGCCAACUCCUUGGCUCUGAAUGUACAAGAUGAUGGAGGUGGUCGAGUGGUUACUGUCAUGCACCCACAGAACUUUCCAACACAAAUGUGCAGGCAAGUAUCAGUGGGUGAGCAAGUUGGUGACGGUCCAUGGGUGGAGGAACUCUUGGACCCUGAAGGUAGACUGGCAGCUCUAGUGGCACACCUUGCACAACAUUCUCGCGCUUCCCAUCAUCAGACACAUCCUAAUCAUCAUAAAGUGCCUUCUGUAAGGAGUGAUGUGGACCCAUCUGUGAUUUUAGACGCGCCAAUGAGAUUGUUCAAUGGACAACCACUGGAUCAACAAUCAGAUACAAUAGUGGUGCAAGUACCACCCCUGCCGACCUUACCACCACUGCAGGACAUGAAAAGAUGUCCGGACACAGAUUGGUUCAAUAAAAAUAAAAACACAUUAAAGGACGACAGUGGGAUUCUAACCGAACAGGACGGUCCGGUUCUAGAUAUCGGAGCCGGAGCCUCCCCCGCGCAAAACAAGCAACAAAGCAAGAAAAGUCUUCCACACAAGAAGAGGAUAUCCAGGAAGUUGAAACGGACCAAUGGAAGCAGUACGCCUCAACAGGACAUAGUGGUGAUAAAUUGCGGAGGCGAGGCCCCGCAGGAAGAGAUCUUGCCUGACACAUUCGAAACCGUCGCGCCGCACUCGCACGUCACGCACGUUCCGCACGUGUCGCAUGUGCCACAUGUGACGCACGUACCGCACGUGACGCAUGAGAUGCGUGCGAUGUUCAUCUGUCAAUUGUGCGGAGAGUUCUAUGGUGAAGAACAAUUGAAAUUUUAUCAACAUCUCAAACAACAUUACGAACCUCACGCCACCAUCAUCAUAGAGAACCCUGUACCUGAUCUAGGCAUAGAUAAGAUGACAAACACUUGUAUCGUAGACAACGUGGCUACCCUACCGGACUCUAUAGUCGAAUUGUCUCUAGAAGGAAGUGUGCCAAAGACAAUGUACCAAUCCAUAGACAAACAUAUACUAUAUACGACAAGCGAUAAAACACUCAAUUAUACAAGCAACAAGCUGCAGUAUUCCGUAGCCAGCAUGGAUAAGGAAGUACCUGAAGUCGAGAAAGCGGAUCUCUACGACUCGUUGGAUAAACUAGAGUAUUUCUGUACCAAGUGCAAUAAAUCGUUUCGAAAACAGAAACAGUGUGAAGCUCAUAUUAAAGAAGCCCAUUCUAAUCAAAAGCUAGAAGAUAUGGGAGAGUUCAGCGAGCCGGAGGACCUGAUGGAGGGGAUACACGUGGCGGUAGAGGAGAGCGGCGAGCAGUACGAGCAGGCGCUGUUGCCGCACCUCACCGUGGAGAAUGGACACGUGCACCAGGAGCACGUGCGGCACUGGUACAUGCGCAACGGGGCGGGCGCGGGCGCCGCGUCCCCGCUGUGCGCGUGCGGCGGCGCGGGCUACUGCCCCGCCUGCGCGCCGCCGCCGCCCGCGCUCGCCAGCGUCGCCGUGCAGGCCUCGCCCGCGCACCCGCAGCCGCACCCGCACCCGCACCCGCACCCGCACCCGCACCGCGCGCCCGACAAGCACGACGAGGAAAUGCUUCAACCGAUCUUCGACACCGAGGAACCACCGGAGGCCUUCCCGGACCAGACGCCCCCGCCGGAGUUGCCGCCUCCCACGUCACACGUCAAAGCCGAGUCGCCGCCAGACCUGAAGCAGGAGAAGAAGAAGAGCAACAAGACGUUCGAAUGUAUCCAGUGCGGUCGAGUGUUCCAGCAUCGUAACAGUCUACUGUAUCACACGUUGAUGCAUAGCGAGAAGCAGCAAGUGUGUCGGGAGUGCGGGAAGAGCUUCUACACCGUUCACGCUUUAAAGAUACACAAGCGCGUGCACAACGACGACCGGCCGUGCAAGUGCGACGAGUGCGGGCGGGAGUUCCGCCAGUGGGGUGACCUCAAGUAUCACAAAGCCUCGCUGCACUCUGACAAGAAACACUUCAAAUGCGAAUUCUGCGGGAAAGAGUUCGCCCGACGCUACUCGCUUAACGUACACCGACGGAUACACACCGGCGAGAAGAACUAUAAGUGCGAGUAUUGCAACAAGUCCUUCCGAGCGUCUUCCUACAGGCUGAGUCACAUGCGAACUCACACGGGGAGUAAGCCGUAUAAAUGUACGCAGUGCGAAAAAUGUUUUCGAGUUUCGUACGAUUUACAAAGACACAUGCAUAUCCAUGAAAAAGUACGUGUUAAGGCCGAAGAACAGAAAAAGGUUAAAGAAGCGAAGGAUAAGAAAACCUCUAAUACCAAAGUAAAUGAAUUAAAAGCCGAAGCAAAACUGCCUAAAAUCGAUCAGAAAAAAACAGAAACUAGGUUACCGAUUUUAAAGAGUUUACUAGAUAAAAAAUCCCCUAAAAAUCCCAAAAAAUCGCCAAAGAAAGCGCCUAACGUAACAGUACAAAACAGAACAGAUGGACAGUUCAACGACGAAAUCUUCGACACCAGGCAGGAUCCGUACAAGUUUAAAGAAGUAUUCGCCAACCCGAAGGAAUAUCCGGAAAUAACGUCUAGAUUACAAGAGAGAUCAGACGAAAGAGACCUGACUACUCUUAGGGCGAUCAAAAGCCAACAGAUCUGCGAAACCGAAGAGAGAAAUUAUAAUAGAGAGAAUACGGAUGGCAAGAUGCAAGUUUUUACACAGAUUGAAAAGAGCAAAGAGUACAGCGGGCCGAUAGUUACCAAUGUUGUGUCCUUGAGCGAUAUCAGGAACCUCGAAAGAGAAGUCGGCCGAGAACCUAGAACAGAAAUACACGGGGAAGGUCUCGAAAAUGGAUUUUUCGAGAAAUUGUCUGCCUUCUACAACAUACCGGCCGUAUGAAAAAAGUUUCGGAAAAGAACCGGUUAUCGACCGGUCGAUGAACGGACCACUUAGUGAAUUUUAUUAGUUUUAUUACAUGAUCCCGGAUCAGGUUUUUAUAAGUGUGUUGGUGUUUAAUAAUGUCAGUAUGUGUGCUACCUAAUGCAUCUGUGAUAGCGUUACUUAAUAUUGAGGCCAAAUACUUAUGUGUAAAGCGAUUAUUUGGAUACAUUAGUAACCAACGGUAAUUAGAUAUAAAAUUUACAACUAAAUGUCAAGUUUAUAAUUGUUGUUGAUAUCAUUCAAAUUUACUGACAUUAAUACGACUCAUGACAUAGUGAAGUUUUACAUUAUUUAAUGAGGAGUAUGCGCAUAUUUUGGGCCAACCCAUAAACCUAACUCUCAUAAAACAAAAGUUUAUUAAAUAAUAUUUUUUUAUUAAUAAUAGGCUGACCUUUAUAAUUAUGCAGCAUUGAGUCCUAAUUGUUUUGUCAUGUCAUGUCAUUCAUACAUGAAUAAAUAAUUUUGCACAAAUAAAGACUAAACCAUUUGACCAGCAUAUAUACAAUAAGUAAUAUGCAUGUAAAUAGUGUAAAAAUAUAUCGAAUAACCACCGCUUAACGUAAUAGUAUAUUUAUAUAGUAAAAUUUUAAAUGUAUAUUAAUAAAGUCGCAUAAUCAAAUAACGUAUUUUUAAGUAUAAAUUAAACUCGAACAAUUAUUCUGUAAAGUUAUUAAAGGUUUCUAUACCGUUUGUGAAUUUUUUUCACUUUCAAUUUAUAUAUAAAUAUUGUUUUAUUUAAUUAGAUUUAAAACGGUUAUAAAGACUUAUAAAUUAUAGCGAACAAAAACAUAGGCCUUGCUUAUAAACGUUUUUAACGGGUGUUUAGCUAAAAUAGAUUUAUCUCCUUCUGACGUCAAUAAUUUGACACUUGAAAGAAGAAGACAGCAGCGCUAAAUAACAUUUAUUGGUAAACCGUAAUAAAUAAAUGAUGUCGCAUAAUAUUAAAUAAAUUGUCGCGUCUAAUAUCGAUGUCAUAAAGCAUGUAUUUUGCAAUUGUUUUUUUUUAUAUAUUUGUUAACCCAGGCAAAAACAAAUCUUGCACGUCCGUCCUUCAGACUGACAUAUGUCACACCAAAGACGUCAACAAGACGGUCAAAGAAUACAGACAUAGAUGGAAUGUAGUCUGUAAGGAUUUUAUAUGCGUACCAUGAAUUACUUCUUGAUCAAAGGCGCUGACGGCAGCUUAUCAUUUUCGCUCUUGCUUCCACUCGAAGGCUUAUUAUCAUGGCGUCCUUUUCUCCAUGACAGUUGAUCGAUCGCGGGCACGCGGCCUUUUUGGUCGCAAAAUAAUUGUCUCUAGCGCGCCCCUAAGAACUAGUUUUCUAUGUAUGUCUGUAUUCUUCGCUAUGGUGCUCAACGUGACGCGGCGACCGCGUCGAAAUCAUGUCUUCGUCGUUUACGACAAGACUUCGAUAUAAAUGAAUUCAGACUAUUUAAUAAUGAAAUUUAAAUUAUUUUAAUGUAUAUUUUAAUUAUGAUUUAAAUAAAUGCUUCAACACGGUGAGGCUUCUAUGACCCCUUAACUCUAAAGCAUUAUUUGUCAGUGAAUAAAAAUAUAAUUAUUAGUAUUUAUUAGUAUUCGUUUUAAAUACGAUAUUUUAAAUUCGUGUCAAUUUUUGACUAUCUAUGUGUUGAAAAAUUAAUAUGAUAAUUUUUUAUCUUUAUAAUAUUUUAAAUAAAUAGUUGGCUUCCAAUGUAUUUUACUAAUGCCAAAUGUGAAGAAUGACAAAUAAAUAUAUAUAAUACAUCAAUACUUCAAAUU